Messenger RNA from Pelecanus crispus (Dalmatian pelican), 1254 nucleotides. The record is from RefSeq and is a predicted model, not a curated record. Lineage: Eukaryota; Metazoa; Chordata; Aves; Pelecaniformes; Pelecanidae.
CCUCCAGGGAAAAUGCCAAAUAAUAAGAAGACUGCUGGAAAAAGAGCCCCUGCAAAAAGGAAACUUGCUGAAGUGUUUGCUGUGGGGGAGGUUCUAGCAGAUACCUCAAGAAAAGAAUGGAAAUUAGGUGUCCCUGUAGGGCAAGGAGGCUUUGGACGCCUAUACCUUGCUGAUGUUAAUUCUUCAAAGUCAGUUGGCAGUGAUGCACCUUAUGUUGCAAAAGUGGAACCCAGCCAGAAUGGACCUCUUUUUACUGAGUUAAAGUUCUACAUGCGAGCUGCUAAGCCAGAUGAAAUUCAGAAGUGGUCUAAGUCCCAUAAACUGAAAUAUUUAGGUGUACCAAGAUAUUGGGGUUCUGGCUUGCAUGAAAAAAAUGGAAGCAGUUAUCGAUUUAUGAUAAUGGACCGGUUUGGCAGAGAUCUUCAGAAGAUGUAUGAAGAGAAUGCAAAGCGAUUUUCCCAUAAAACUGUACUACAAUUAGGCCUGAGAAUACUUGAUAUUCUGGAAUACGUCCAUGAGCAUGAAUAUGUGCAUGGAGACAUCAAGGCCUCAAAUCUUCUUGUGAGUUACAAGAACCCUCAUCAGGUGUACUUGGUGGAUUAUGGACUUGCCUACCGAUACUGUCCUGAAGGAGUUCACAAAGUAUAUAAAGAAGAUCCUAAAAGGUGUCAUGAUGGAACUAUUGAGUAUACCAGUAUUGAUGCACACAAGGGUGUGGCGCCAUCAAGACGUGGUGAUCUGGAGAUCUUGGGUUACUGUAUGAUUCAUUGGCUUAGUGGCCAUCUACCGUGGGAGGAUAAUUUGAAAGAUCCAAAUUUUGUCAGAGACUCAAAAAUCAGAUGUAGAGAUAAUAUUUCAGUUUUGAUGGACAAAUGCUUUCCUGGGAAAAAUAAACCAGAUGAAAUAGCCAAAUAUAUGGAAAAGGUGAAGCUACUGAGCUAUGAAGAGAAACCUGUUUAUCAGCAUUUCCGAGAAAUACUUCUGCAAGGUCUUAAGGCCAUUGGGCAAAAAGAUGAUGGAGUACUUGACUUUGGCUUGUCAGAGAAUGGAGACUUGCAAGCAAAUCCCAUGCAAAAGAAAAAAAGAAAGGCAGCAGCUGCGACCAAUGAGAACACUGAAGCAGAAAUGGAAGAUACAGGAAGUCCGGAAAAAAAGAAACCUACUUCUUCUAACGCGAGAGCUACCAGCACACGGAAGAUGACCUCGCCAAAACCCAAGAAAGGCACAGCAACCAGAAAGAGAGUCCAGAAGUAA